AUGCCCGGUGCGCAAUAUUACGAUGGUAAGAAGUUAAAUAUCCCAAUAUCAAAAGAGGCCGGAAUUGAACUAAUUGAACGAUGGACUCAUCAGGGGAUCAGCAGUAUCAUGGCUUGUAUUGCCACUCAACAUCUAAGCAAGUUGAAUGAGUACGAACGGAGUCGAAUGCAAAGAUGUUCAAAAGCUGCUGAGGAUAUUUAUGAACAGGCGCGAUGUUUGGUUCGAGCUAUUGAUGCAGAGCCAAAGCAAACAGAUUCUACAAGAAUUUCCCAUAUGCAAAAGCUGCAAAAAUUAUUGGAUGGAAAGCAAAAGAAGACAGUUGGUGUUUUGAUUCGACCUGAAUCACAUCACAUAGAUGUGAAACGAAGUAAAGGAAGGGAACAGGUGGAAUUUCGCACACGACGAAGUGUAAUCAAUCGACACAAUUAUAAGUUACAUACCGAAUAUGAACACUUGACACCUUUCGGCAUUCUCGGCAAAUACUUAUCGAAGAUAACAAGAGUUAUUAAAAAUAAGGAUCCGAAUUUAUCAUGGAAAAAAAUGAUGUACGACAUUGAAAGCAUAAAACGACGAGAACAAGAAAAAAAUGAUUUUGCCGAGCAGUUACAGAAAAGAUUUUCACCGAAUCAGUAUUUUGGAAACGUGGAAUUGAAGCUAACACCGGAUGAAAAGCGUUUAGCAAGGGAAUUACACAUAUCAGAUCAUGUCUUGCAAAAUUUAGAUAAAAACAAUGUGAAAACGAAAAAGACCUUGGAAAUCAUUCGACUCUUCCAACGAGCAGUUAAACUUGCUAUCGUUCUUAAUGGUGCCAAUGGUACCAAACUAGAAAAUAAGACACUUAGAUUUGGUUCACCACGUCUGUUAUCAGUGGUACCUGACAAUGUUAAAGAUCAGAUUAGCAUCUUAUCUCCAUCGCUGUUCAGUAUGCAUGAUAAAGGCGAAGGCUUAGAAGCAUUAACCAGUAUUCCGGGAUUACUGAAAGUUGCCGGUAAUAGGGAUUACGAGGAAUGGCUAAACUUUAUUAUGGAAGCAUCCGGCACAACUGAUGCAAUACAUAAACUAAAAGAAGAGCAAGAAUUGGACUGGUUACCACCUGGCUAUAAAUCAAUGCAACGUGGAAUUGAUGGUCAGCCGAUGUAUUUUACUAAGGAAAACGUAACAGAAAUUGAUCCUGAAAUGGCCAGAAAGAUGGAACUUUUCGAAAACUUGACACAUUCUCUUACACCAAAACAGGUUGGAUUGCUUCCCUCAUGA
This is a messenger RNA of Loa loa (African eye worm), 1254 nucleotides long. RefSeq lists its product as hypothetical. The coding region runs from base 1 to 1254 and encodes 417 amino acids. NCBI's taxonomy places the organism in Eukaryota, Metazoa, Nematoda, Chromadorea, Rhabditida, Onchocercidae. The transcript has 7 exons. The record is from RefSeq and is a predicted model, not a curated record.